This is a messenger RNA of Exophiala oligosperma, 456 nucleotides long. RefSeq lists its product as uncharacterized. The transcript has a single exon. The record is from RefSeq and is a predicted model, not a curated record. Lineage: Eukaryota; Fungi; Ascomycota; Eurotiomycetes; Chaetothyriales; Herpotrichiellaceae. Bases 1 to 456 code for a protein of 151 amino acids.
AUGAAGAAAUUUCACUUUACAAAAACCCACCCCUGCCUGCUGCCUGCCUGCCUGCCUAUAUUGCUCGGUCUGGAUUUUUACCUUACAAUACACAAUACUCUUCUACAACUACUUGGUGCUCUAUUCCAGCUUCAAUUCCAGCAAAGCACACAUUAUCAACCACCAUCACGUUCAAGUUCUUCUGCAGAGUCCUCUGCUACCGUCAUGUCAUACCUGAGACUGAUCCCCGAUGAGCACAAGGAGGCCAACAUUUUGAUCUCCGAUACAGCUCAAUCCACUUCCAAGGACCGAUCUUCAACACCAACUUCUGAGGGUUCAAGCACAAGCUCGUCUCGAUUGUUGAACAGCACCGCAGCCUUUCUCGUCUUGACACCGUGCAUCGGAAAAAAGCACAAUGCAACAGUCGGAACCCAAGAUGCGGAAGUACCCCAACCAAAAUCGGAUGUUAAAUUGUAA